This is a messenger RNA of Clarias gariepinus (North African catfish), 3866 nucleotides long. RefSeq names its product glypican 3 (gene gpc3). Lineage: Eukaryota; Metazoa; Chordata; Actinopteri; Siluriformes; Clariidae. The record is from RefSeq and is a predicted model, not a curated record. The coding region runs from base 181 to 1956 and encodes 591 amino acids. Gene Ontology annotation, biological process: positive regulation of canonical Wnt signaling pathway; cell migration; regulation of protein localization to membrane. The transcript is spliced from 8 exons. Gene Ontology annotation, cellular component: extracellular region; plasma membrane; cell surface.
UCUGCUGUAUAAUACUCCUGAUAACAAGGAUCCCUGCUGAUCCGGAGGAGGAUCUCCAGGAGGAUAGUUUGUGUCCUAAACAGCGGAUGCUUUAGAUUAAGGUAGACUUGGCGGAAUCAGAAACAGGACGCGGUUCAUCAAUAUCUACUUUAAUUAAGUACGGCGAUCUUUAAUUAUCACAUGAGCCUUUUGUCAGUGACCAUGUGCGGAGUGAACUUUAUCGGGUGGUGGGUUUUAUGCGCUUUGUUUUUGCCGCUUUCUGAGCCGAGCACUCAGCUCCUAAAGUGCCACGAAGUGCGCUCAUCCUUCCAGCUCCUGUACCCGGGCACCAAGUGGGCUCCGGAGAGCCCUGUCUCAGGCUCAGACCUGCAAGUGUGUCAGUCGAAAGGCCUCACUUGCUGCUCCCGCAAAAUGGAAGAGCGUUACCUCCUCACCGCCAAACAGAACUUGGAGUCGAAUCUGCAGGCGAGCAGCGCCCAGCUCAAACUCCUCAUCAUCCAGAAUGCGGCCCUCUUUCAAGAGGCCUUUGACAUGGUGUUGCGCUUGGGCCGAAACUCUACUCUCACCCUGCUGAGGGAGGAGUUCCCAGGCCUGGGUAGUGGAGCCAACGGUGCCGUCACCCAGCUUUUCCUGGACAUGUCUCUCUACAUCCUUGGUUCCGAUGCCAACGUGGACGACAUGGUGACCUCCUUCUUCUCGCGCCUUUUUCCUCUUGCCUACCGCCGCCUCUUGGGCAACGGGGCAGCGUCAGGAAUCUCAGAUGAAUGCUUGCACCGGAUGUGGCGUGACGCAUCAGCAUUUGGCUCUCACCCUAAGCUAAUGAUGACACGCCUCUCACGUUCACUGCUGGCCACGCGUUUUUUCCUUCAGGCGCUGAACCUGGGCAUUGAGGUGGUGAACACCACGCAGCACCUUAAGGCGGGACGGGAGUGCGGUCGGGCCCUGCUCCGUCUGUGGUACUGUCCACUGUGCCAAGGGCUGCUGGAAGUGCGACCAUGUAAGCCAAUGUGCCUGGUAACGAUGGGCACCUGUCUUGGGGGGGCAGCUGAGGUGCAGCCACAUUGGAGGACCUACGUGGAGGGACUGGGCACUUUGGCAGCUGCCAUGCGAGGAGAACAGGACAUUGAGGCGGUGGUGCUCAGGCUCCAUGUCACCAUCCGGAUGGCUCUCAGACACAUUGUGGGAGCCAAGAGCAGAGUGAACGCCCAGGUGAGCAGCAUGUGUUCUCACACACCCCAGCGCAAGGCUCGUGCAGUGAUAUCACCGGUGAAGCAGGCGCUAGUCAUUCAGCCCGUCAACUUUGAUCCAGACGAGACUCUCUCUGGACAGCGCAGAGAGUUCAUUCAGAGUCUGAGGGGCUUCAGUUUCUUCUAUGGCAAUCUUGGGGAGACGCUGUGCAGCCGAGAGCCAGCGGCACUCCCCAACGGCUCCCUCUGCUGGAAUGGGCAGGAGAUGACAGACAAGUUUUCAGGGCCGGGCCCGAGGAAGAGCCACCCUCACGGAUCAGACACCAAACACAAGCACCCUGAGCCUGUUGUCAGCCAGAUCAUUGACAAACUCAAACACAUCAACCAGCUGUUACGCAUGGUGACGUCGCCGGAGAAGCGAUGGAGGGCUCGUCCAGGAGGGGGCGCAUCACGGAAAGAUCCAGAUCGACUGAACCAAGAGUUGGAGGAUGACGAAGGUCUGGAAAGCGGUGACUGUGACGAUGAAGACGAAUGCACUGGCGUUUCAGGACUCGGGCCACCGACACGACGUAAACGUUUACGUGUUUUCGCCGAUCUGGCGGAUAAUCUGGCAAUGGAUGACUUGACCUUUCACGAGUUGCUUCUGACCCCGAGACUCUCCACAGACACGCACGGCGGAGCGUCUGUACCCGGAGCAGCAGACGGCCUGUACGUCCCUGCUCGUGUCUUCAUCCUGUCCAUCCUCCUCCUUCUUUUUGGAUUUCAGUGAAUCCUCCAGGCUGUUUUACACAAACUCCACUUCAGAAUCCCUCUUCAUCAACUCCUGACUGUCCUAUAAACUGGCCAGUGAAUUUGAAAGGACAUCACAGCUGAUCCUUUGUACAUACAGUGAAAGAUGAGCUAGGCUGAGGACAGAAGACUCUUUCUCCCUUUAUGUGUGUUAUCUCUGCUUUUACUUAAUGAACGUCUUUUUUUGUACUUCCACAAGAACCUGUUCGGUUGCCAAACCAUUAAAGAGGUACUCUCCCAGAGCAUGAUAAAUACAACGUAUCCUAACUGUAUUCCUUUGUGCUUUUAUCUCACAGUACAGUCAUCUGUUUUACAUGGGAUAUUAUUUGCUUUCUGGUGUUUCACACAUGGCUUUACACAAAGACUAGAGUUUCCAGUAGGUAAAGGACUUAACCCUCUUUUUUUUUUUUUUUUUCUUUAGAGGACAUGCUUUUGUAAUUUAUUGGACAUUCUAGAAGACAAAGACUGUGGACUAAUGGGGAUUUAGGGAAAAAAGUGUUCUUCUCUAGUGGACAUGGGGUCUGUCUAAUUUUUGGACAAGCACACACACACACACACACACACACACACUCACACCCACUUUGCAUCCUAAUUCUGCCACUCAUUUCCUCUGCAGUAAAUGAUCCUUGUAGGAGAUCAAGGGAUUGGUAUGUCGUUGUGAAAAUCUUCUUGCUGCAGGGUGACACCAGCUCAAAUUUAUUUGGAGAGAUAACUGUUCAUUAGAAAAGUAGCUUUUGCUUCAAAUUAGCGAUGUAUAUUUAUUUCUCUUUCCCUGAAUCCUAUUCUUUCUUUCACAGUGACAGGCCGUGUCAUAUUUAGGUGUCUGAAAGAGCUGAAUAAUUGAAGAUAUGACCCAUGUUGUCAAGUUGCCAUGACAAUGGUGUCCAAGAAAGGGGUGCUGUGUUGAUGGCUCAAGUGUUUUUUUUAUUCUUAUAAAAUUGGCACACAAAAGGAUAUAAAUAUAUAGCUGCUUUGCGACAAUAACCAUCGUUAAAAGCACUGUACAAAUAAAGUUGAAUAUCCUAUAGACCACUGUAAUAAUUCAGUGUCUAAUUCACUGUCAAGUCAUUACAUUUUUACAGUAUAUCACUGUAUACUUUUAGUAAUGGCCUGUCAAUUGUAAAUGAGAUAUAAUCUACUAGAUUUCCAUUUACUAAUUUGGCUGAUGCUUUUAUGCUACGUUAUAUGGAACUUAAUAACUAAGCUGUUGAAGGUAAGGCUUCAACCCUGGCAGUUUGGCAAUGCUGGGACUAGAAUUUUACGACGUUCUGAUCUGUAGCUUUAAGGUUUAAGCUCUGAGCUACCAUUUCCUUCAACUAAAUUGCGUCCCGUCAACCAACUUUACCACUGAAAUACCUCACAAUUAAAGAAGAAAGCUUGUCCUUUACUAACCUGAAGUUUUUACAUCAAAGACAUACAUGAAAGAGGGAAUGGGUUGCGUUUAAUGAGUUGAUAAAAAAUAAAGUUAUGCUAAUUUUCAUAUGUAGAUACAAAGAGAAUCUUAACAAAAAAUUUUAAUGUUCCCCUAUACAUUGUGUUUUCUGGUAUUGUACUGCAAACAAAUGUACUGUUCUAAUUAUACAACUGUUUACAGUAGAAUCCUUUUUUUUUUUUACCCCCAUCCACAUUGUGUGUUCUCUUCUGUUCUUUCUGGUGAUUUUCACGGGUCGAGGUUGCUAGCCCAAUGUCUAACCUUCCUUCUUUCUUAUCUGGGUUUUGGGAUGGCAAUGGUGGAGUGAUUAUGCAUAGGAACAUAGGGUUAAGGACCUUGCCCAACAAGAGCCCACACGUGGCUACCCAGUGGUGGCAAGAAGCUCAAACCCCUGACCCUCCAAUCAGCAGCCCAGGGCAUCAAUUAAAGCCCUGUAGAACCCUGUCAAUAUACAGUAU